Messenger RNA from Clupea harengus (Atlantic herring), 4840 nucleotides. RefSeq names its product rubicon autophagy regulator (gene rubcn). The transcript is spliced from 21 exons. The coding region runs from base 176 to 3103 and encodes 975 amino acids. The record is from RefSeq and is a predicted model, not a curated record. Gene Ontology annotation, biological process: negative regulation of autophagosome maturation; negative regulation of endocytosis. Gene Ontology annotation, cellular component: early endosome; late endosome. Gene Ontology annotation, molecular function: phosphatidylinositol phosphate binding. NCBI's taxonomy places the organism in Eukaryota, Metazoa, Chordata, Actinopteri, Clupeiformes, Clupeidae.
UGAGCAAAAAAAAAAAAACAGGGUUCAUGUUUUGAGGGUAUGGGUUAACUGGCGAGCUAGCUGGCUAGCUUCCCUGUCAAGCGACCUAUGCUUGUGACGAGUGAUUUUACAAGAACUGGGAAGAUUACGGGGGGAGGCUGACCUUGGAAUAGGUUUCCCCCCUGGAUCUAGAGACAUGGAGUCACCUACAGAGUUAGAAAUUUUGGAACUCAGGAGGGAACACUGGAAGCUGCUCUCCAGCCUUAAAACCACCGUGGAGGGGCUGCUGUCCACAAACAACCCAAUCGUCUGGUCACGAUAUGGAGGCCUUGAGCGACUUCACAAGGACAUGAACAGCAUUCUGAGUCAUGGGCUGAAGAAUGAACAGGUGUAUAACAAGCAGAGGGACUACUGGCGAUUUGUGUGGUGCGUUCGGUACAUCAGCCCCAACUUGGCCACUCAUGUGGAACAGUUCAGCCAGCUGGAGCCUGUUCUGAGCAGUGGCAUGCAGGUUCAGGGCGAGAGCUACAAGGCUGAGCGCUGGCUUCUGCACAGCCUUCAGGUCCACUCGCUGUCGGCUCAACUCAAACCACUGCUCAAACACCAGAACAACACUUGCAAAUAUUACAACGAUGAGGCGUUUGUGCUGAGCGAACCCCAUGUGUCUGCCAUGUUCCAGUGCCUGGAGGCAGUGGAGCAGAACAACCCCCGACUACUGGCUCUGAUCGACACCGUCAGACUCUCUCAUCUAAAGGAUCCGCUGUCGCUGGGCAUGCUGAAGAGUCAGAGUCUUUGUGUGCUCCCCGGGGCCAUGGGAAACUGGAGGACCGCCGAGGCAGCCCUGAGCGGUCUGUCCCGCCGCAUGACCACCUCCCAGUGCUCCCUGAGGGAGGGGUCCGCGGGGUCGCCCCUGAGCCUGGCAGAGAGCACCUCAGGCGCUACACGGCAGCAGACAGACGCCUCGGACAGCGGCAUCGGAGCACCGUGGGAGUGUGGUGGAGGUGGUGGUGGCGCAGGGGAGCAGCAGCAGCACCUCUCCAUCGUGGGGCCAUCCUGCGCUGUGCCCCGCAUCUCGCUGACUGAGUCUCCCUGCGCGGCCGCGGCGCCGGGGGGGGAGCUGGGCGACUCGGCCGAGGCGCUGGAGCUGGAUGACGGACCGGAGUACCUGGCCAUCGGGAACCUGGGGCAGCGCAGCCGGCGGGACUCACAGGGCUCCACGCGGAGCAGCGGGCAGGGCGCGGGCGAGGGCCCCAGCGCAGCCAGCGGUAGUGGCGGGGGAGGGGCGGGAGGCGUGCAGGGCCACGCCUCUAAUGCACAGCCACGACGCUGCUCCUUCUCCGAGGGUCAGCGGGGGUCCGGCCGGGGUCACAGCAAGGGUCACACGCGGUCACUGUCCGACACAGGGGUCACGCAGAAGAGAAGGCUCGAGUCGGCUGGUGAAAAUGCCUGUGGGAAGGACUAUGACCCCUUCUCGCCCAACAGCAGUGGCCGUAGCACUCCUAGCUCUCUCUACAUGGAGUCCAAUGGCUCCCAGUACAGCAGCAUCCCAGAUGGUAUGUUCCGGAAGCCGUCAGAAGGCCAGAGCCUCAUCAGUUACCUCUCUGAGCAGGACUUUGGUAGCUGUGCAGACUUGGAGAAGGAGAACGCUCACUUCAGCAUAUCGGAGUCGCUCAUCGCGGCCAUUGAGCUGAUGAAAUGCAACAUGAGGCGGCAACAGGAGGAUGCUGAAGAGGAGGUUGACAGCGACAGCGAGAUCCAACAGCUCAAGCAGAAGAUCCGUAUGCGCAGACAACUGAUCCGUCGCAGCCGAGAACCACCUAGCAGCCUUUCACAGCACGGAUUCCAUUCCACAGACAGUGGAGGAUCCCGCCGGAGUUCCCAGGAUUCGGUUCACCUCUCUGACUCUGGCUCUGCUGGGGAGAUUGAAGAGUGUGAGCUUAAAGAUGGCUGUGGGGGUGAGGCACUGAUGGUGGUUUCUCAGAGUGGCCUAUCGCUGUCGCUCGCUUCCCUCUUCUCAGAUGCAGACAUCAAGAGAAGUGUGAUGUCCAGCAGCAGAUCGUUUCUCAGCUCUGAGUCCAUAUCCCCCAGCUGCUUGCAGUCCAACUCUGCAGAGUCUGUGGCCAUGGGACUCCUGAGGCAGUUUGAAGGCAUGCAGCUACCAGCAGCUUCAGAACUGGACUGGCUGGUCCCAGAGCACGAUGCUCCACAAAAGCUCCUCCCCAUCCCUGACUCUCUGCCCAUCUCCCCUGAUGACGGCGAGCACGCGGAUAUCUAUAAACUACGGAUACGAGUGAGGGGAAACCUGGAGUGGGCUCCCCCGCGACCUCAGAUCAUUUUCAACAUCCACCCCGCUCCCAAGAGGAAAGUUGUGGUGGCCAAGCAGAACUACAGGUGUGCUGGAUGUGGAACACGCAUUGAUCCAGAUUACAUCAAGAGGCUACGCUAUUGUGAGUACCUGGGCCGUUACUUCUGCCAGUGUUGCCACGAGAACGCCCAGGCGGUGGUGCCAGGCCGAGUCCUGCGGAAGUGGGACUUCAGCAAAUAUUACGUCAGCAACUUUGCCCGGGACCUCCUGGGCAAGAUCGCCGGGGACCCCCUGUUCAACCCCAAUGAUAUCAACAGCAGCCUUUACAAGAAAGUCAAAGCACUGGAGGCAGUCAGGGUUUUACGAGUUCAGCUGCUCCACAUGAAGAACCUUUUCAAGACUUGUCGCCUGGCCAAAGAGGUGCUGGAUCAGUUUGACUCUGUCCCAGGUCACCUGACGGAGGACUUGCACCUCUUCUCUCUGAAUGACCUCAGCACGGUGCGCAGCGGAGAUCUGGCCCCUCGGCUGCGUGAGCUGCUCCGGCAGGGCACUGCACACGUGGCCAGCUGUGUGCUUUGCCAGGCCAAGGGCUUUGUUUGUGAGUUCUGUGGCAAUGACAAAGACAUCAUCUUCCCCUUUGAGCUCAACAAGUGCGAGCGUUGCGAAGACUGCAAAGCGUGCUACCACCGCGUCUGCUUCAAGGGGAGCAAGGAGUGCCCGCGCUGCCAACGUCUCGCGGAGAGGAGGGAGCGCAUGGCCCGGAAGAACAUGGAAGAGCAGGAGGACCUGGAGGAGGACGAGGGUGGAGGGGGGAGCUGAGUCGCCAUGGGAUCAGGUGAAGGAGCGAGCCAUGGGCAAAGAGAGCUGAGUAAAUCCUCAGUCAUCGGUCCCCGACGCUCUCCGCGUUGCUCUCUCUCAAACAGAGUGCUGUGUCCGAUGAGGUGGCUUACUGGGCGACUAUGCCGGAAUCCAAUGAAUGUCAGCUUCACUUUACACUUUACCCUUUUUUUUUUUUUACUUUUAUGCGUUGUUUUGAGAUGUAAUAUAAGAAUUGUGUUAUAUAUAAUUUUAUGUCCUGUAAAUGCAAGUGUGCAAAUGCAGAGAAUUAUGUUCUGCCUCCUGAUUUAUGUUGAUUUUCCUUUUAAAGUUUGACAGUUAAAAGCAGCAACCACUAAAAGCACUGAGAAUCCUGUUAUUAUAAUAUUACGAUUGUCCAAAAAAAAAACAGCUCCUCCCGUGUUUUAUAGAGAUAUAAAUGAUGAAAAUGCCGGCCUCCUCAAUAUUCAGUGUUUCCCAGUUGCUGUGCUUAAAGGACCUGAAGAACAAGAUGUCUCUUGUUCAGUUAAAUUCCUGGCUAUUCUGGAGCAAUAUCAACAUGUUGGCCUGACCGUACUUAUUGCAGGCAUUUUUGCCUGUAAGUGUGUGUGUGAGUGUGUGCGUGCGUGGGGGUCCGUGUGUGUGCGUAUAUUUAUAUAUAUAUAUAUAUAUAUAUAUAAAGAAAUGCUUGAAAUAUGUGUGUUCCAGUUGAAGUGGGCACAACGCAGUCCAAUCCCUUCUUUUGUGUUGAAACGGUGUGGCUGUCAUUGGGGUCUGGCUAUGUUUUAUUGCACUGGCAUUUUGAUAACAAGACUGCUGGCUUCUGUUUAAUUGGCAUGGCUCUAGCUCCUGGACCAGUUUGAUUCUAUAUAUUAGGAUUAUUUCUGACAAUAAUAUGUUAAUCUCUCUUGCUUUCAAGGCUAGAGUCUGAGUAGAGUUUACCUAAUGUAGAUAGAGUCUGAGUAGAGUAUACCUAAAGGCGUCAAGCCACUGACUGCUUUCUUGGCGCAAAACAGCCCGACACAAUAAUUUGUUGGUUUGGUCAAUGUGAUCCUGCAGCUUAAAACGUUCUGCACACGUUUUGCUCUGCAGAUGUGGAGCUGCGUGCUUUAGUGUCUGAUCCUUCAGCAGCCUUAAUGAGCAGCCUACCAGUUUUAAAGGGGCACUAAGCCGUACUGUGCCCAAGCAUGUUUUCCCAAACAGCAGCUGAGACUGGAAAUCAUUCGCAUUCCCAAACCCAGUCAAAUCUGCUCCAGAGCUAUCUGCUAUCUGGGUGUUAGAAACAGUAAACACUCAGUCAUGUGCUUCAGAGAACCAUCUCUCAUGCUAAAGUGCCACAGCGCCCCCUACAGGCUGUGUUGAGCAAUAACUAUGUGCUUCUUUUCCGUUGCCAAUUGUUAAAAAGCCCUAUUUGCACUGACAUAAAAGAAGUGGUGUGGGGUAAGAGUGAGUGUGUGUGCGUGGGUGUGCGUGUAUGCGUGUGUGCGUGUGCGUGUGUGUGUGUGUGUCACAGAAUGAGUGAGUGAGGUGGCUGCUCAUGAAUUGUUCAUAUUUUAUAGCUGUGGCGGUUGUCCAUUUUAUCCUGCUGAAGGUCUCCCCAGUUGUGCGGGGUCAUACUUGUUAACUGCCUUUUUUAUGUGGAGGUCAAUUGUAAGAUUAAGUGCACUACUGAUAAAGAUGUGUUUUACUAUUAAUAUUAUUAAAUAAUAAUGUUGACAAUAAAAUACUGAUUUUACUGUU